Molecule: messenger RNA, 396 nt
Organism: Postia placenta MAD-698-R-SB12
Lineage: Eukaryota; Fungi; Basidiomycota; Agaricomycetes; Polyporales; Adustoporiaceae
Exons: 6
Coding region: 1-396 (131 amino acids)
Source: RefSeq, a predicted model, not a curated record
AUGACCGAAGACAUCGAGUCAACGUUCGGAGCUCUGCUAAUUGGAGUUCUUGUGUCUGCCAUGUUUCUGUCAAUUGUAUGGAGCUGGAAGGGUACCAUCAUUUCUUCCGUCCAAGUAGCCAUGCACCUGGGUCAGAUUAUACACGGUCCGCAUUUGGCUACUGGUUGCGUCUACUUGCAGCUUAAGCUACUCUCGUCUCUACUUUCCGGGCAUGAUUGUAGAUGGACCAAACCAAUAACACUUUAUACAACAGUAGCCUCGUAUGAAAUGCAAGUGAUCGCUAAAGUGUGGAUGACGAAAGUUGCUGAAAUCCUGCCCAGGACGGACGUCUUAUCACCGGAGGUCCUUCUUGGACAGAAGGUAAGCUCUGUUCAGCGUACUAGCCGAUUAUCAUGA